Molecule: messenger RNA, 15915 nt
Organism: Loxodonta africana (African savanna elephant)
Lineage: Eukaryota; Metazoa; Chordata; Mammalia; Proboscidea; Elephantidae
Gene: SPIDR
Product: scaffold protein involved in DNA repair
Exons: 16
Coding region: 9151-11337 (728 amino acids)
Biological process (GO): regulation of establishment of protein localization to chromosome; double-strand break repair via homologous recombination
Cellular component (GO): nucleoplasm; nuclear chromosome
Source: RefSeq, a predicted model, not a curated record
UUCUAUUUUUUUAUUAUUCAGACUUUCGUAUAUGCAAUUUCACUCCCUUCAUGAUUCAUUUGGGUAGGCCAUCAUUUCUUUUAUCUUUGUGUGUCCUGUGAUAUGUUGGUGGAUAUUGUGAUUUUUUAAGAUGUUAACUUUCUCCGUACUCCCCAGGAUUUGGCAUUUUUGCCUGCACUGCUUUCUGUAACAGACUGUUAAUCGAGCAGCACCUUCAGCCUUUGCUUACCACUUUCUCUUCCUCUUUAUAAAAGUUCUUUUUUGUCCCCUGAUUUAAUUAGGGUUUAAAAGUUCUGGAUAUAAUUGUCCAACUUUAUUUUUCUUUCUUUUUAUUGUGCUUCAGGUGAAAGUUUACAGCUCAAGUUAGUUUCUCAUACGAAAAUUUAUACACACAUUGUUAUGUGAUGCUAGUUGCUAUCCCUGUGUGACUGCACAUUCCUCCUUUCCACCCCAGAUAUCCCAUGUCCAUUCAAACAACUCCUGUCUCUUCUCAUCUCACCUUGGGACAGGAACUGCCCAUUUAGUCUCAUGUUUUAUUUAUUUGAACUAAGAAGCACACUCUUCAUGAGUAUCAUUUAUGUCUUAUACUCCAGUCUAUUCUUUGUCUGAAGAGUUGGCUUUGGGAAUGUUUUUAGUUCUGAGUUAACAGAGUCCGGGGGCCAUGUAUUCUGGGGUUCCUCCACUCUCAGUCCGACCAUUAAGUCUGAUCUUUUUACUAGAAUUAGAGUUCUGCAUCCGACUUUUCUCUUGCUUCGCCAGGAACUGUCAGUUUUAUUCCCCGUCAGGGUGGUCAUUGGUGGUAUUGGGCACCAUCUAGUUCUUCCAGUCUCAGACUGAUGGAGUCUCUGGUUUAUGUGGCCUUUUCUGUCUCUUGGGCUAAUGUUUUCCUUGUGUCUUUGGUGUUCUUCAUUUCCCUUUGCUCCAAGUGGGUUGGGACCAAUUGAUGUGUCUUAGAUGGCAGUUUGCUAGCUUUUAAGACCCCAGAUGCCACUCCAAAGUGGGAUGCAGAAUAUUUUUUUAAUAAACUUUACUGUGGCGAUUGACCUGGGUGUUCCCUGAAACCAUGGUCCACAAACCCCUGUCCCUGCUACACUGUACCUUGAAGUGUUUGGUUGUGUUCAGGAAACAUUUUAGCUUUUGGUAUAGUCCAGCUGUGCUGACUUCCCCAGUAUUGUGUGUUGUCCUUCCCAUAACCUAAGAUAAUUCUUGUAUGCUACCUAGUUAGUGAUUCCCGUCUUCCUCUCUGCCCACCCUUGUAACCAUCAAAGAAUGUUUUCUUCUGUGUUUAAACCUUUUCUUGAGUUCUUAUAAUAAUGGUCUCAUACAAUAUUUGUGCUUUUGCUACUGACUGAUUUCACUCAGCAUAACACCUUCAGAUUCAUCCAUGUUAUGAGAUGUUUUGCGGAUUCAUCAUUGUUCUUCAUUGUUGUGUAGCAUUCCAUUGUGUGAACGCACUGUAAUUUGCUUAUCCAUUUGUCCGUUGAUAGGCACCUGGGUUGUUUCCAUCUUUUUGCUAUUGUGAACAGUGCUUCAGUGAACAUGGGUGUGCAUAUAUCUGCUGGUUUGACGGCUCUUAUUUCUCUAGGAUAUAUUCCAAGGAGUGGGAUUGCUGGAUCCUAUGGUAGUUCUAUUUCUACCUUUUGAAGGAAGUGCCAAAUCGAUUUCCAAAGUGGUUGUACCAUUUUACAUUCCCACUAACAGUGUAUAAGUGUCCAGUCUCUCCUCAACCUCUCCAGCAUUUAUCAUUUUGUGUUUUUUGGAUUAAUGCCAGACUUGUUGGGGUGAGAUGGUAUCUUUUUGUAGUUUUGAUUUGUAGUUCUCUAAUAGCUGAUGAUUGUGAACAUUUCCUUAUGUAUCUAUUAGCUGCCUGAAUGUCUUUUUGAUGAAGUGCCUAUUCAUAUCCUUUUGCCCAUUUUUUAAGUUGGGUCAUUUGUCUUUGUUGUUGAGGUUUCACAGUGUCUUGUAGAUCUUAGUGAUUGGACUCUGAUCAGAUAUGUCAUUGCCAAAACUUUUUUCCCCAUUUGUAGGUCGUCUUUUUACUCUUUUGGUGAAUUCUUUGGAUGAGCAUUAGUGUUUGAUUUUUAGGAGCUCCCAGUUACCUAGUUUCUCUUCUGGUGUUUGUGCAUUGUUAGUGAUGCUUUGUACUUUGUUUAUGCCAUGUAUUAAGGCUUCUAGUGAUAUCCCUAUUUUUUCUUCCAUGAUCUUUAUUGUUUUAGAUUUUAUAUUUGGAUCUUUGGUCCAUUUUGAGUUAAUUUUUGUGGAUGGUGUGAGGUAUGGGUCUUGUUUCAUUUUUUUGCAGAGGGAUAUCUAGUUAUGCCAGCACCAUUUGUUAAAGACAUUGUCUUUUCCCCAUCUGAUAGACUUUGGGCCUUUGUCAAAUAUCAGGUGCUCAUAGGUGGACGAAUUUACAUCUGAAUUCUUAGUUUUGUUUCACUGGUCUUUUUGUAUCUGUUGUUGUACCAGGACUGGGCUAUUUUCACUACUGUAGGGGUAUAAUAGGUUCUAAAACCAGAUAAUGUGAGGCCUCCCACUUUGUUCUUCUUUAGCAAUGCUUUACUUAUUCUGGGCCUCUUUCCUUUCCAUACGAAGUUGAUGAUUUGUUUCUCCGUCUCAUUAAAAAAUGUUGUAGGAAUUUGGAUCAGGAUUGCAUUGUACCUGUAGAUCACUUUGGGUAUAAUUGACAUUUUCACAAUGUUGAGUCUUCCUGUCCAUGAGCAAGGUAUGUUUUUCCACUUAUGUAGGUCUCUUUUGGUUUCUUGGAGUAGUGUCUCAUAGUAUAGGUCUUUUAAGCCUCUGGUUAGAUUUAUUCCUAAGUAUUUUAUCUUCUUGGGGGCUAUUGUAAAUGAUAUUAAUUUGGUUAUUUCCAUUUUCAAAGUCCCAUUUUUUGGUAUAGAGGAAUCCAACUGAUUUUUGUAUGUUUAUCUUGUAUCCUGACAGUUUGCUGAAAUCUUUUAUUAGUUCCAGUAGAUUUCUUGUGGGUUUUUUAGGGUUUUCUCUGUAUAAGAUCAUACCAUUUGCAAAUACGGAUGCUUUUACUUCUUAUUUACCACUAUGGAUGCCUGUUUUUCUUUUUCUUGCCUAACUGCUCUGCUAGGACCUCCAGCACAAUGUUGAAUAAGAGUGGUGAUAAAGGGCAUCUUUGUCUGGUUCCUGUUCACCAGGGGAAUGCAUUCAGAUUCCCACCAUUUAGGAUGAUGUUGGCUGUUGCCUAUGUAUAAAUGCCCUUUAUUAUGUUGAGGAAUUUUUCUUCUAUUCCUAUUUUGCUAUGAGUUUUUUUUUUUUAUCAUGAACGGUUGUUGCAGUUUGUUAAAUGCCUUUUCUCCAUCAAUUGAUAAAAUCAUGUGGUUCUUGUCUUUUGUUCUAUUUAUGUGAUGGAUUGCAUUGAUUGUUUUUCUAAUAUUGAACCAUCCCCUCAUGCGUGGUAUGAAUCCCAGUUUGUCAUGGUGAAUUAUUUUUUUGAUAUGUGGUUGAAUUCUGUUGGCUAGAAUUUUGUUGAGGAUUUUCGCGUCUAAGUUGAUGAGGGAUAUUGGCCUGUAAUUUUCUUUUUUUGUAGCGUCUUUACCUGGUUUUUGUAUCAGGGAUAUGCUGGCUUUAUAGAAUGAGUUUGGGAGUGUUCCGUCCUUUUCUGUGCUCUAAAAUACCUUUAGUAGUAGUGGUAUUAACUCUUCUCUGAAACUUUGGAGAAGAGUUAACAGGGCCAGGCCUUUUUUUGUUAUGUUUUUAAAUGAUCUUUUCAAAAAAACCAAACCCGUUGCCAUCGAGUCGAUUCUGACUCAUAGCAACCCUGUAGGACAGAGUUGAACUGCCCCAUAGAGUUUCCAAGGAGCGCCAAGUGGAUUUGAACUGCCGACCUCUUGGUUAGCAGCUGUAGCUCUUACCCACUAAGCCACCAGGGUUUCCUCCUCUGUUAUGGGUGUAUUUAAUUGUUGUACAUCUGUUUGUGUUAGUUUAGGUAGGUAGUGUUUUUGUAAUAUUUUGUCCAUUUCCUCUAGGAUUUCAAAUUUGUUGGACUGUAAUUUUUCAUAGUAGUCUGUUAUGAUUCUUUUAAUUUCAGGUGAGUCUGUUGUGAUAUCACCCAUCUCAUUUCUUCUUCAGGUUAUUUGCUUCCUCAUGAGUUUUUCUGUUGUCAUUUGGGUCAGUGGUUUGUUGAUUUUCUUUGUAUUUUCGAGGAACCAGCUUUUGAUCUUGAUAACACUUUCAAUUGUUUUUCUAGUCUCUAUUUCAUUUAAUUCUGCUCUAAGUUUAUUUCCUUACUUAUGGUACCUGAAGGUCUCUUUCUACUCUUUCGAAUUGUAGGGUUAAUGUUUUGGUUUUGGCCCUUUCUUCUCUUUGGAUGUGUGCGUUUAUUGCAGUAAACUGACUUCUCAGCACUGCUUUUGCUGUGUCCCAAAGGUUCUGGUAGGAUGUGUUUUCAUUCUCCUUUGAUUCUGUGUAUUUCUUUAUCCUGUACUUAAUUUCUUCUGUAACCCUGUAGUUUUUCAGCAGGGUAUUGUUCAAUUUCCAUGUAUUUCAUUUUUUUCCCCUUGCCUUUUCUUUUAUUGGUUUCUACACUUAUGGCUUUAUGAUCAGAAAAGAUGCCUUGUAGUAUUUUGAUGUUUUGCAUUCUAUUAAGGCUUGCUUUGUGGCCUAAAAUGUGGUCUAUCCUGGAGAAUGUUCCAUGUGCAUUGGCAAAGAAAAUACACUUGGCUGCUGUUGGGUGGAGUGUUGUUUUAGAUGUCUCUGAGAUCGGUUUGGUUGAUUGUGGCAUUUUGAUCUUCCAUGUCUUUGUUGAGCUUCUUUUUUGUCCUUUACCAAAAGUGUUGUGUUGAAAUCUCCUACUAUUAUUGUGGAGUUGUCUAUACUCUUUUCAAUGCUGUUAGAGUUUGUUUUUUGUAUUUUGGAGCCUUGUCGUUGGGUACAUAAAUAUUUGUAAUGGUUAUGUCAUCCGGGUGUAUUUACCCUUUAAUCGUUUCAUAGUGUCCUUUAUCCUUUGUGAUAGACUUUAAAGUCCAUUUUGUCAGAAAUUAAUACUGCCACUCCUGCUUUUUUUUGAUUAUUGUUUGCUUGAUGUAUUUUUUUUCUAUCCGUUGAGUUUUUUUGUGUGUUGUCUUUAAGUCUAAGGUGUUUCUCUUGUAGGCAGGAUAUAGAGGGAUUGUGGUUUUUUAUCCACUCUAUCACUCUGUCUCUUUAUUGGUGCGUGUAGUCAGUUUACAUCCAGCGUAAUUAUUGAUAGGUAUAAGUUUAGUGCUGUCAUUUUGAUGUAUUUUCCUUGGUGACAUUGACAGUUUCUUUGUUGCACUUAAUUUUCUGUACUGAAUCAUUUUUCUUUAUAUAUUUUCUUUUCAUCUUUUUCAUUUUUGUUGAUUUUGUAUUUGCUGAUUCCUUAUGUUUUUCUUGUUUUUGUUUUGAUAUGCAGGAUUGUUAGAUCCCUUUGUCAUUACCUUAAUAUUUAUCCCUGUUUUUCUAAGUAUAAACCAAUCUUUUAUUUCUUGAUGUCACCUUGACUUCCUCUCCAUAUGAAAGAUCUAUGACUACACAUUGUAGUACCUCUUUUUUGUCUUAAUGUUGUCGUCUUUUACAUGUUGAUGACCCCGUUUCCCUAUUUUCAGUGUUUUAGCUUUGAUUUAUUUUUGUGACUUCCCUAUCUGGGUUGAUACCUGGCUGCUCUGUCCUGUGUUGUAGUCUUGGGUUAUUAUCUGAUGUUGUUGAUUUUCUAACUGGAGGAUUCCUUUUAGUAUUUUUUGUAAUUUUAAUUUCAUUUUUACACAUUCCCUAAACUUCUGUUUAUCUUUAAUUGCCCUAAUUUCACCAUCAUAUUUGAGAGACAGUUUUGCUGGAUAUAUAAUUCUUGGUAGAUAAUUUUUUUCCUUCAAGAGCUUAAUAUAUGUCAUCCCAUUGCCUUCUUGCCUGCAGGGUUUCUGCUGAGUAGCCCAAACUUAGUCUUAUUGACUCUUCAAAAAAAAAAAAGAAAAUUUUUUUUUUUUUGUAGGUGACUUUUCAUUUAUACCUAGCCACUCUUAAAAUUCUCUCUUUAUCUUUGGUUUUGGCAAGUUUGAUUAUAAUAUGUCUUCAUGACUUUCUUUUGGGAUCUACCUUAUGUGGGGUUUGAUGGGCUUCUUGGAUAGAUACCUUUUCAUCUUACAUGACACCAGAGAAGUUUUCUGCCAGCAAAUCUUCAGCAGUUCUCUCUGUAUUUUCUGUUAUCCCCCCGUUCUGGUACUCUAGUCACUCGUAGUUUGUUCCUCUUUAUAGAGCCCCACAUAAUUCUCAGGAUUUCUUCAUUUUUUAAAAUUCUUUUAUCUGAUUUUUCCUCAAAUAAAUUGGUGUCAAGUGCUUUAUCUUCAGUCUUACUAAUUCUGACUUCCAUUUCCUCAAUUCUGCUCCUAUGACUGUGUAUUGAGUUGUCUAAUUCUGCCACUUUAUUGUUAGUCUUUUAGAGUUCUGUUUACUGUCUCUCUGCGAAUUCUUGCAACCUUUUAAAUUUGUCACUGUGCUCCUGUAUAGCCUUCUAAACUACUUCUAUUGCUUUGUCUGUGUUCCUUGGCUAGUUCUGUGUUUUGCCUGGACUCCUUCCUGAUCUCUUGAAGAGUACUGUAUUUUAGUCUUGAAUUCCAUCUCUGGUAAUUCCAGGAAGCUGUCUUCCUCUGGAAAGUUUAUUGGUUCUUUGUGUUGGUGGCUUUCUGAAGCUAUCAUGGUAUUCUUCUUUAUUUGAUUUGAUAUUGACUGCUGUCUCUGAGCCAUCAAUAAGUUAUUAUAUUUAUUUAUUUUAUAUUUCCUAGCUUCUUGUUUUGAUAAGCCCAAAUAAGCUGGUCUUAUGAGCCAGUUUGAUUAUUGCCUCCUCUGAAUCUCUAACACCCUGUCUCCAGGUGGUUAGAGCUAUUAUUAGGUAUGUGAGCCCAGGAGUCAGUUUACUUUUCUUGUGUGGAUUCAGGUAGUCAAUCACUAAGUGUGUGGUGCAGGCUCUCACCUACAGUUCUAGAUGGGCAGGGGUAAUUGGAGUAGGCACAGGUAUCUGGCUGCAUUAGGGGGUCAUAUGCUAAGCAACAUAGGGUCUGACUGUUGCUCCUGGGUGGAAGGUGUGUCUCUGUUUCCUAGAGUGUGUAGGUAGGUGAGUUUUUCAGCCGGACUCUGCUGUUGGCUGUAAGGACUAAGAGUCACCACUUAUUCCUAGACUACUUUCACGGGUGGCUCGGUGGAUUGGGUGGAACCGCCAGUCCCCAGGCCCCUGACGUGGGUACGUGAGGACCCUCCUUAAUGUCAUAUGUCAUGAAUCUGCCACUCUCCCUUAUAGUAUAUACAGUUGAAAGUACAUAGCCUGUUAUGCUAAUGAAGGGAUACACUGUUGAAAUGGGCCCACACAGGUGUACGCAGGGGUGAAAGGCAUUCAAAGUCCAUGGACCCCUUAUGCCUGUGCCUAGGCAAAGGAGCUAUGCCUGUCCUGAGUUCCUGGCUUAAGGGAGCCAGCAGAUUAUUUUUUCCUGUUUGUCAGUUUGUUCCCUCUCCAAAGCCAGGAGAAUGGCUCAGGAUGGAAGAUGGGUCCUCCUUCUGGCCAAGGGAGCUCAGGAAUCACUGAAGCCAGGUGGAGACCCAGAGCAGAGUAGAGAGGGGGGAGGUAAAUGGGAGAGAGGUACUUUCCAAAAGGCUUUUUUUUUUGAUCUGGGCAGUAUAAGUACUUGUACUUAUCUUUCGCUGUUUGAUUGCUUUUUCUCCCUGGUUCUGGAGGCUUGAGCACACUGUCCACAACUCAGUCUCUCUCGAAGUGGAAGAUGCAUCCCAAACACCACUGCUUUCCUCACUGUGCAUGCUGGCUGAUACACCCUGCAGUGUGCCGGCCAGUCAGGUCUGGCAAUUGCUCACUGCUUCUGAACUGCCUCUCCCUUCCUGCUGCUGCCCAGUCCGAGUCCUGAACUUUGUCUAUGAUGUUGAGGGCUCCUAGAUUGUCGUAUAUAAUUUAUUCACUUGUUUUUUCAGGUUUUUGUUUCAAGAGAGACCAUAGGAAGUGUCUUACUACUCUGCUGUUUUGGCCCCACUUCUGUCAGUGUCCAUCUUUCAGUGUCUGUUAAUCAUACCCAGGAACACUCUGUCAUCAAUCUGUGCAGCUGCAGCCACUAAGGCUAGAUAUCUUGCAGUUAACAAUCUUUCCACCAGGGCACGCAGUCCUCUCUCUCUUUUUCUCUCUCUGGUUAGUAUUUCCUCACCUGCUGUUUCUGCAACCAUGUUUACAGUGAGGAAGCCCACACCCACAAGCCCCCUGCCAUGCUGAGUGUUAACCUUCGAUUUUACCAGAGGUUUCCUUCUCUGUUCUGUGGUGUAUGCUUAUAUUUGAGCUGCCGUUUAUGGGUAGCACAGGCAGACUUUCCACUGUUUUGGAGGCAAAGGAGCUGUCACUUCCCAGAAGAUCCUUUGAGACAUUUUUGUUGUUGAUUUCAAAGCCCCAGUGGCUGUGUGGCGGUUGGGAGAACAGUCUCCAUUUAGGUGACCCAUGUCAUGGAGCCACUGCAGGAGACCUUCUGUUGGAGUUCUUAUAAGUCCUACAGCCGAGAGUUAACUGUGUGGGAAAGGAGCUGGCACGCCCCAAACAAGCCCCCAGGGAGGCUUGCCUUGUUUCUAACAGAGCCCCUUCUCCCUUAGUAUUAUGGUUGUGGGUGUAGCCUCUACUCAGAACACUUGCUUUCUAGUUCACAGUAGCCUCAGUCAGCAGUCCUCUGCACAAGGAGUAGCAGUCAGACCUGACCUGGCCCGAAUGGAGGAGAUCUGUCACGUUUGUCUUGGAGGCCAGAUGUCUCAGGUUCUCAGGGAGGCAAGUAGAGUGAUUACUAUGGGAGCAGACUCUGCUAAAGGUAGAUUUUUGUAACAACUAGCAGCGGACUGGCAGCUAAGUUACUGAGUGGGUGUUGGCCUGACACCCUCCGUUCGGACUCCUAGGAAAUCUGCCUUGUUUUUAUCAGAGCCACACCCUCCUCCCCACACCCGUAGUAUGUUGGCCAUGGGUGUAGCCUCCACUCAAAAUGCCUGCUUCCUAGAACACAACAGCCUCAGCCAGCUGUUUUCAGCAACAAUAGGAAGAAGGGAGCAGAGAGACCCAAGCUGACCCUCAGGGAGAUUGGCCUUGUUGAUUUUAGAGCACAGGCUUGGGAUUCUGUCUCUGCACGGGGCUGAUUAGACACAGGUAUGCACAUGUGUAUGAAGACAGAUGCAUGUGAGGAUCACCGAGGAACCAAAGAAUAUCCAGGCCUACCAACACACAAGGAAUCAACAACAACAAACUGUAUGGAAAUUUUGGAGUAUUCAUCAGAUAGCGGAAAAGAAGAUGACUCAGACAAUGUCUUGCUCAUUGAUUCAGAAUCCCCUCGCAAAUACCCUGUGGAUUUUGGAUCAGAUGAAAGACAGAUUAUGGAGAGACUGGUAGAGCCCUGGAUAAAAUCUACAGAGACCGUUUUGUAUACACCCCAGAAACAGACAAAUAAGUUUCCUAGGACUCCGGAAGAUUCAGCAAAGAAGAAGAAACCUAUAAGAGGUGGACUAGCAGAAAGACUAAACGAACUACAGAAUCGAGAGAGAUCUGCCAUUUCUUUUUGGAGACAUCAAUGUGUUUCUUACCAGAAGACACUUAAAGGUAGAAAAUCUGGUGUAUUGGUUGUGAAAAUUCUGGAACUGCAUGAGGAAUGCACCAUGCAAGUGGCCAUUUGUGAGCAGUUAGAGGGCCUGCAAGCCGACAGCACUUCUCUAGGCAUCGUCCCCCACCCCAGGAACCAUCUGAAGGUUCUUUUCACCAAGGAGACUGCAAGCCACCUAAAGGGGCGUCCCCAGGACAUCCUGCAUAUCUACCCUCCAUGGCAAAAGCUUAUUAUCCCAGAUGGAAGUUGCCCUGUUAUUCUGAAUACUUAUUUUUGUCAGAAAAUUACUGCCACAGAAGACUCAGAAACAACAGGGCUGGUACACUGCCAGGACCCGCCACUUCCAAGAAGGAGCAUCACUCUGGCACAAAUAUUUAGACUGAAGGGUCUAACACCAGAAAUUCAGGUUACAUGUGGAGCUGUGACCGCCAUGGAGACAGACUUAACCCAAGAGCAGGAAGAAGCCAAACAGCACUUCCCAGCCCACACUUCCCCAAGUGACUCUCUCCUGGACGUGGUGGGAAGCCAGGGAGCUGCAGCAGGGUCAGGAGCCCGGGUCCGAGUGGUGGUGCAGAGGGUUUACUUGCUUCCUGGCAAAGAUGACGCCUCGUGUGCCUCCUGCUCAGACACAGGCCCAUCCCAUGCUCGAGUCUGUCUUCUUGUGCAAGAUGCCUAUGGGCUGUUUGGUGAAGUACAGUUGGAGGGCACCAUCUUGAAAGAAAGACAGUUGGAAGGGAAGUCCUGCAGUCUAGUGGGAAUGAAGAUUCUGCAGAAGGCCACCAGAGAAAGGACAAUGGGGCUAUUUAGUUUGAUUGACACCAUAUGGCCUCCAGUAAUGCCUCUGAAAACCCCUGGCCAAAGUCAGCCCUGUGAAGAGGUACAAGCUGAUCUGCCUCCUCCUACCUUCUGUUACCUUCUCACAGCUCAUCCAAAUCUGGGACAAAUUGAUGUAAUUGAGGAAGACCCAAUUUCUAAGCUCUACCAGCCUCCAGUCUCCCACUGCUUAAAGGAGAUUCUCCAGGCUGGUGGUCUUGGCACACGCUGCACCUUCUAUGCCAGAGUGAUCUACCAAAGACUGCAGGUCAGAAGUUUCCUUUCUGUGGAGCAAAAGGAGAUCUUGCUGAUGGUGACUGAUGUCACCCUGCAGGGGAAUAAUGAGAGUCACUCUAGCCUCCCCAAAACAGUGCCCGUCUAUGUGACCUCCUCGUGUGAGCUGGGCCCAGAAGUCCUGGAAGCGCUCACUGUGGCUGCCCCUCACAGCAUCCUCUUCAGAGACGCUCUGCGAGACCAGGGUCGUAUGGUUUGUGUUGAACGAAGUGUCCUCUUGCUUCAAAAGCCCCUUUUGUGUGUGGCCUCUGGUGCUUGUGCCUCUGACCUGACCGGCCCAGUGAGGCUGGAUGAACUGGGUUCCAGAACUCAAGCAAACUCCAUUUGCAGUGUCCGAGGCACUGUGGCUGGUGUGGACGAGAGCACAGCUUUUUCAUGGCCUGCUUGUGACCGAUGUGGCAAUGGGAGAUUGGAACAGAGCCCAGAGCACAGAGAAGAAGCCUUUUACUGCGGCCAAUGCUCCCAUGUCGUCACAUCUCCUGCUCUCAGAAGGCACCUGCAGGUCUUCCUGGACUGUCCAUCCAGAUCUGGGUGCUCCGUGAAGGUCAAGCUCCUGCAGAGCAGUAUUUCCUCCCUUCUGCGGUUGGCCACCUGUGAGGAUGGGGUAAGUGCAGGCCCACCCCCUCCGGCCUAGUUGUCCAGCACUUCCAGUGCCCUUGCCCCCCUCAGGUGUGCCAUUGCUCAGCCCAGGCUGCUGACCCUGUGCGGAAAGCAGCCUUUCACACUGUCUAACUUCAUGGUGGGCAGCGUGAAUCAAGAUUAGCCCAAGGCUGAUCUCUAUGAGGUGGGGGUUAGAUGCACCUACACUCUCCAACCUUUACCAGUUCCGACAUCAGCCAUCCCUCCCAUGGCACUGUCCACUUCUGGGUUCAAUAAUCCAUUUCAAUGGCCACACAGAAUUUACAGACUAUACUUAACGGUUAAGUGCUUUAUUAAGGAACGGGGUACAACUUGGGAUCAGGAUCAACAGGCUACAACUCAGGAUCAGGAUCAGGAAACAUGUAGACAAAGUCUCCCUUCUUCAGUGCAGGACAGGUCUCUCAACCCCUCUCGAACACGCAGGCCUCCUCUCAGCCCCCUGAGGAUAGGCUCCCCUUGGCCCUGCCAUCUGUCAUCACUGACUCUACUGCAGGGCCCCUUCCAGGCCUGUUACUGUCUUCAGUGUUACAGCCCUUGACUCAUGUCACAGCUCUUUUAGGAGGUUCCUAGUCUCCUAUCUCUCUGCUUCUCUCUCUUUUUUUCCUGCUUCUUUAUGUCUGAAAAACCUCGGUGGAGCUGGCUGCUUAUAUCUACAUAACUCUAUCAAUUUCAAGGCAUGGCCCCUCCCAGCAGGGCCACAAACUGACCAAUCCCCUCUUGGUAGGCCACAGACACUUCAUUUGCAUAGUAGGCUAUAGUCACCUCAUUUGCAUAAUUCAUAGUCACUUCAUUUGCAUAGUAUAUUGACCAAUCCCUGCAAGGCGCAUACCAGUCACAGAGUAGACAGCAGCCCAGGGCCAGACAGAAAGUAUCAAACCAAGUUGUUUAUAGCUUACCCAGGAAAUGUAACAAACACCGUGGUGUAAAAAACUAGGGCAAAGGUUUAUCCCCUAGGGGAUAAAUCUCUCAAGCUGCUUUUCCAAGAAACCAAGGCAAAAGGCCACAAAAAUUGUUUCAGUACACCAAGUGCGAAGUGAAUGGGAACACAGAUAAAUCCACAGACGGAAUCUUUGAGAAUCACUAAUCUGAGCAGCUGUUCUCACGCUGAUUUCACAGGGCAUCACCUACAGAGCUUUGACUGGUGUCCCAGCCUUCUCUGUGUGAGCCCUGCCCGUCCCCACAAGCCGCUCCGCACCGUGCCCCAGUGCCCAAUGCCUUCCAGCUAAGGCCUUUGUCUCAGAGACUGCCCUGCACGCGGAACAGGUUUUAGGCCAGGCUAUAGGUUUUUUUUUUUUUUUUAAUAGGACAGGGCCUCGCAGUGUGUGGUCUAUAAACACACAUACCCUUCCCGUGUGAAAAUUUAAGUGUCAAAAAAGUCCAUGUGCUGAGAACUAUGUUCACUGCAUUUUCACCUCAUUUAAUCUCCCCAUCACCCCACUUUACUGCUGAGGACACAAAGGGCGCAGGGCUCAUAGCUGUAACCUGUGUUGGAUGAGGCCCGUAAGGGAACUCUCACUGCCACCCCCAGAGAAGUUACCACCUGGCAGAGCUGGCAGCCCGCCCAGAUGGGGGUGUGAUGAGCCUUUUACUCUGUUUUUCUGCAUGCGUUUAAGUUGAUGUGUCUAAAGGUGAUGAGGCAGCAGUACUUGCUGAUUGGUUUCUGGUGUCUUUUUACUUGGUCCUUGGGGGAGGGAGGAAGGAAAGAAGGAGGCCCUGCCAGUAAGGGAGGAAACUGCCCAAGCUGAGGGGUCAAGGUUUAAACAGGUGCCUAAGAUGACAGGUCUAGGUUGUCAGGGACCAGGCCUUUGUAAAGACUCCUGCUUCAGGCAAGGCAUGACAAAAUGAACCAGAUCCUGCCACCUAAACAAAAUGAACCAAACACACCUGGCUUACAGUUUACAAGCUGUCUUCAUGAUCUUUAUUUAGGAUUUGAGAAGUUGAAGCUCUAGAGGGUGAUGCCUUCCCUGUGGCUUCAUGGAGGUCCAGAGCUGGGCCUCCAGGAGCUGGGCUUGAUCUUCCCACUUGGCCCCAAAGGCCCCAGGAGGACAGCCUUGGGGGACUGCCGCCCCACAACUCACCUGCCGAGGGCCCCACACCCACCCAACCUCUUUAGGGCUGGGACCCAGAGACUAGGAGGAGGCCCUGGCAGAAACCUUCUCUCAUUCGCUGGGUUUCCUUCUGGCUGAGGCUGGCUUGUUCUCCCCACAGAGUUCAUUUCUCAACUAGGAUGCUUCACUAGGUAAAACCCUGUUUAUAAAGAGCUCAAAAGCACGCAUGUGUGUGCGUGUGUGAGCAUGUGUGUCCAGUCGUGGACACUCCAGUGUGUCAGGGCUGAUGCCCGUGGAGCCCCGAGGUUCACACCUUAGGAAGUCCCAGUCCUUGCCCCGGCUUGACUCGUAGCAGAUAAUCACAGCUGAGUUUUCCUGUGUAUUUUAACCUGUCCAUGUUAAUGUAAAGAAAAAAGAUUUCACCCAAAUAAAGAAUAUUCAUUACUUAAGGUCCACUCAUAGGUGAUGCAGUUAUUAUGGAAGACUGCGAAACCUGACAUUUUAACAAGAAAUGAUUAUUUGCUGACUUUUAAAAGUCAGAAUUCCGUAUUUUUACCCUAAAUGAGCAUAGGAAAGCCUGGGCCAUUUUACACACACAAACACACAAGGCUGAUGAACCUAGCUAGCUCUUCUUCUUGGGUUUUCCCAGCUCCAAAUGGUCAUCCUCCCCUAGUCUGCUCCAGUUGCCACUCUUCCUCUAGACCAGCAUACUUGAAGCUCUGUCCUGUCCAGUGCUGUUUCUUCAAUGUCUGGCCCUCUGGGCUCUUAAUGAGCUCUUAUGAAUGAGUGAGUGAAUUCCUGUUCACAUCAUGCAGGAAGCUAGGCCCCAGGGAAGGACUUUACCACACUCUAGAGUCAGAUGCCUUUAGUUCCAUCUCUAACCAAUCUUGACCAGUAAUUCUCACUCUUCCCCACCACUCCAUUAAACCACUGCCAACCUUGCUCUGCCUCUUUUUUUUUUUUUUAAACUAAGAAAGCUGGAACUUUAGCACCAUGACUCCUCACAGAUGGGAAAAGCAAAGUCCCAUGGUGAGUGGGCCUCAGGCCAGGCCCAGACUGCAGACUGACCUGAUAUUCGUUGUUCUAGAAGAACCACAUGAGCCUCGUGGCUGGCACAUGCGUUCUCACACACUUCCGUGUUCUCACACACAUCCGUGUUCUCACACACUGGCAGUCUGCACAGGGCCUGGCUAGGACAGCCCUCUCUGCUGCACUCAACACAGCUGUGGGGCUCAGGGCUGGGCUCGCUCACCCACACAUUCAGCUGCCUGUGUUGCUGUCAGCUGUGACCUUUGGGCUUUCUGGCCUGGACCCCCACACAGACCUUCCUCACAGCACAGUAUCUGGGCCCUGAAAACCGGCCAGGCAAAGCUGGAACACUUCUCUAACCAGGCUACAGACCACGCCCCCUACCCACCCCUCACUGAGCUGGUUACGGAGGCAACCAGAUAGGCCCACCGGCUGGGCUGCCUCCCCAAGCCUCUGUCUCCUUAGCUGUGAUGGAUGAAGGGCCGAAGGCCUGCUGUAGAGGCAUGUCAAGUGCCUUGUACAGAGACAGGUAAGUGGCACCACUGAUACUCCUGACAAGUGCCAGCAAGGUCGGUUUCUGGAAGAACACAUUGCCUUCAGGGCUUCCAUCUCCCAGAAUUCAGGGAUGUAGUCGGGUGGUGAUUUGUCACAAACGCUUUUGAGCCUUUCUUUAUUUUCAACCCACUCACAGAGGAAGCCGUUUUCAGUUGAGGGCAGGUCGCACCUUAUCAGCCUUGUGGGGGACACAUACUUCAGUUCCCAGUGCCCUGUGUUCCCAUCAGGAAAUGAAAUUUGCCCUAGAUUAACCAGUAACCAUAAGAUAAACCCGUUGCCGUCAAGGCAAUUCCAACUUAUAGUGACCCUACAGGACCGAGUAAAACUGCCCCACAGGGUUUCCAAGGAGCGGCUGGUGGAUUCAAACUGCCAUCGUUUUGGUUAGCAGCUGAGCUCUUAACCACUGCACCACCAGGGCUCCCAACCAUAACUCAUCAAGAAAAAGUUUUAGUCUCAAUACUACACGUACGUUAAGAGGUCUUUAGCCCACUUUAACUUGAGAAGAAGAAAUGGGAUCCUAUUAAGAAGGAAGUUGGGGGCAAAGUACCAGGAAAUCCUUUGUUGCUAGAUUGGGGAAGUGUCCCAAAGGAAGUGGGAGACAGCUGUGAGCGCUGCACCCAGCCCCAGCCUCCAGCUAGAGAACAGUCCCUUUUAUGUGUCUAUUUCCCCAAUUCCUUUCCUAGGAUAGUAGCUGGAAGAUGCUUAUCGUUACCUUCACUAACACAGCAGUAAGAGAGAUUCUAAAUUUUUCCUUAUGUAAAAACAGAAUUCAGUUAUCAGAGUAAAGCAUCCCCUCAUUUACCAUAAUGAUAGGGCUUGUAUUGCGGUUCUUCGUUUUUGUUUUUGUUUUUUCUCCUUACCAAUGUUCUCACCAUUUGAGCAGUAGAAGGUCAUGUCCUGGGGAAAAGCUCUCCUACUCUGGCUCUUUGGUGUUGUGCUGU